AUGUCGGCCUCCAGGCUUCCAAUUGCGCCGCCGCCGCAGCUGGCUAAUGUUACUUCCUCUGCAUUCUCCUACUACGGAACGACCAAAGGAGCGGGCCGACUGCUGCUCGGCCUCUCUGCCGGCGUGUUUUCAACCACAUUACAAGCUGCCCGCUAUGUCGGGAGCGCGUUGGUCUGGCUGUUCUCCGUUGUUGCCUUGGCGGCUGCUUGGCCUUUGGUGCAGCUCUUUUCUCUUCUGCGCUUCCUUCUGUCGCCCGUUACCUACACGUUAUCAUAUGUAGCCGCGCCUCUGGUCGCGUUUGUUUCAUUUCUGGGGCGUCUGCGACCGCUCUACACAUAUCUCGGCUCCGCGGCUUUCAUAGGCAUCGUCACAGGCCUAGUCCUCAAUUUUGCCUCGCGCUACGUUUUUGUUAUCCUCAGGCUGGAUGAAAGCGCCGAACCAAAAGCAGACGGAGAGCUCGAGUCGGACGCGGACGCAGACGAUGGCCUCGAGGCGGAUGGCGGCAAGAUCUCGCCCGUCGGCAAACAGUCCUGGCAAAAGCAGCGGCCGGCCAGACAGCUGAGCGACAAGGCACUGGCCUCACUGUUCUUACCAAAGAGCGCGGCCGUCAUCACACCUCCUGCCGUCGUCAAGACGGAGGACAGCACAACUCCACGGGACGACGUGUGGCAGUGGCUGGAGGAGUACAACCCUAACCAGCCCAUUGUUGCAGGAGAGGGAGAUGGUGGAGGCAGCGAUGCAUCUGCAUCGCUGCUACGAACACAGAGCCCAGGGCCCAGAGGAGUGUUGUCUCUCACUAUCAUGGAAGAAUCGUCCUCGGAGUAA
Sporothrix brasiliensis 5110 is the source of this 825-nucleotide messenger RNA. RefSeq lists its product as uncharacterized. The transcript is spliced from 2 exons. The record is from RefSeq and is a predicted model, not a curated record. Lineage: Eukaryota; Fungi; Ascomycota; Sordariomycetes; Ophiostomatales; Ophiostomataceae. Bases 1 to 825 code for a protein of 274 amino acids.